AUGUCUGGACAAUUGCUAUUUUCGGCCUCUAUUCUAACGGUCGGUCUUCUAUUGGCCGGCAAUCACUUUACGGCCACUUUAAGCGAUACCACACCUAAUGUGACUCUCUUUCCUCCGCGCAGAGCUGCCCGUCUUACUUUAAGCGAUACCACACCUAAUGUGACUCUCUUUCCUCCGCGUCGGACAACGGAUCUGAUUGUGUCGGACGUCAACGAUGUGACCAUAUUCUUAAUAAUGGCACAGCAGGCAGAGCUGCCCGUCUUCUACGAAGUGGUCAAACCUGCCCUCUCGUUGGCCAUCGAUAGGGCGCGCAUUCUUUACCCAAACUUGAGGUUUCAUUUGGUGGCCCGAAAAGACGAGAACCCGUGCGUCCAUAACGUUGCCGGCGCUCUCGCGGCCGAAGAGUUUUAUCUGCGAAAAGUGGACGUAAUCGUAGGCCCGGCGUGCAGUCUAGCGCUGGACCCGGUGGCCAGAAUGGCCUCGUAUUGGAAUAUUCCCAUCUUUACCGGCGGUGGUAUUGGCGUCGAGUUCGCGAAGAAACAGACCUACACUUCGUUGACACGAAUGGCCUUUUCGUUGGACCGUGUGUCGCACUUCUUGGUGAAAGUGAUCCGUGAGAACGACUGGCAUCACGUGUCGCUCAUUGUGGACGAGACAGAAAUGUCCAACACUUUGAUUAAAGUCAGUCUCCAAGCGGUGUUCAAAGAGAUAGAGUUCGGACACGAAAUCAAUUUAGAUAUUCAGACGUUUACCAGAAGAGACAACUCGACCGUCAAUUACCAGAAGAUACUCAAACAGUCGGCCCGAGCGGCCAGAGUGUUUAUAUUGAUAUCGACGGGAGAACUGGUGAGGCAUUUGUUGCUGGAGGCGUACGAACUGGGAAUGAAUAACGGAGAGUACGCCUUCUUCGGGGUAGAGCUGGUGAAGAGUACGGGCACUUCGGGUGACUUUUCGUGGUACCAGUCGGGGGACAAACGGAACAAACAGGCGCGAGAGAUGUACGAGUCUUUGAUGAUGGUGAUGGUACGCGUGCCCACGUCUCCCGAGUACGCCACCUUCACACACAAAGUGACCCAAAUGGCCGUGGAUGAGUUUGGCGGCAAGACUAUCAUCGAACAGGUAAACCCAAUUGUGGCCGCAUUUUACGACUGCAUUUUGAUGUACGCCUGGGCUUACAAUAAAACACUGGCCGUCGGCGGCGACCCGCGUGACGGCCGAACUCUGGCCCGUCGGCUGUGGGACAAUACAUUUAAAGAUGGCCUUACGGGUGACAUCAGUAUCAAUGAAAACGGCGAUCGAGAGGCCGACUACACGCUCAACGACUUGGACCCCGAGACCGGUAUUAUGAGACCAGUGGCCACGUAUUACGGCGCCCGACGCUUAUAUGAGAAGAUACAGGGUUUUGAGGUGGUGUGGCCCGGGGGCAAAAAGACUGCCCCACCAGAUGUGCCCUAUUGUGGAUUCACUGGUGACGCCCCUCAUUGUGUAGUGAAGGAUCCCUUUCCAAUUUGGGCCACAAUAUUGAUUAUAUUCUUCUGCAUUACAAUUAUUGGAUUUAUUGUCACUUUCUUUGUGUCCAAGAAAAUGAAAUACGAGGCCGAUUUGGCCGAUCUUUGGUGGAAAGUGUGUUACGAUGGUUAG
Messenger RNA from Medioppia subpectinata, 1641 nucleotides. NCBI's taxonomy places the organism in Eukaryota, Metazoa, Arthropoda, Arachnida, Sarcoptiformes, Oppiidae. The record is from the annotation of a GenBank genome assembly.